Messenger RNA from Pocillopora damicornis (cauliflower coral), 1815 nucleotides. RefSeq lists its product as uncharacterized. The record is from RefSeq and is a predicted model, not a curated record. Lineage: Eukaryota; Metazoa; Cnidaria; Anthozoa; Scleractinia; Pocilloporidae.
AUCUAUCUGUUGUUACUUCUACAGCUUUCAAAAUAUUCAUGGUGUCCACAGUAACUUGGAGGUACCUUCGUUGGUCCAUUGCAACAAUCGUUUUUUUCUUUGUACUCCUUUCGCUUCGUGUAUUUACUCCACCAAGGUCCAGAUAUUUACAACCUCCAUUUAAAGCGAUGACAGACCAGGAGAAAACUGAGACAUGUGACUGUAGAAACAUAAUCAAGGAAAGAGAGAAUACAACAAAGGAGAGAAAUGAUACAACCAAGGUACGUGAAGAUACUAAGGCAGAUGUAAAGACAACUGAGAAAGGAACUUCACGAAAUCCACUCCCAACUAAAAUACCUCUUAGAUCAUAAAAGUAUACCCUCACCGGAUUUUGUUAACAAGGUUGGAGACCUUGCCAAACGCCUUGACGGCAAAUCAGAACCACCAACUCCAAAUAAUGGCAUGAACAAUGACAGUUUGAAUGUGUGUCCGGAAGAAUACAAAGGCAGCAAAUUUGGUUACCCAUUUUAUUCUACAGGUUGGGUCCUUACUAACUGUAUCAAUGUCAAACCACUUAGCUCCGUCAUAAGUGUUUUAAUAAACACUGUCGCAUAUCCAAAAGAAGAUGACAAACACAUUCGUAAUGUAAUAAAGGGUAUCAAUGAUACCUAUCCAAUAGUUCAAGUUUACGUAGCAACGCGCAGUGACGAUAUCAUAGAAAUGGCCAAAGAGUACGAAAACAUUGACGUGGUUAAAGUCGAUGAUACAAAUGCAGCAAAAGUGUGGAACAUGCUUAAAGCUAAAGCCUCCACACCUUAUGUGCUGGUCGCACGUGAUGUGGUUCACUUCUCAUGGUUCACUCAAAUAGAAAGACAAAUUCGUGUGGUCAGUCAGAUACCAAAUGUAAAAGUUGCCGGGGGAGCAUUUCGGAAUAUUUCUGGUCACUGGAAAGCAGGAUGUGUGCAAACCAAACUACUAAACUACGUGCUAGAAUAUCAAGAAGGCUACUUUCACUCACAAAAUGCAUGCAUGUUUUGUGAUUUUCUGCAAGGACCUUUUCUGACUAAAACAGACUUGUUUAAGCUGGACGAAAGUCUUCCAAACGAAGUAGUAUUUGAAGACUGGUUCUUGCGCAUUAGAAAGGAUGGCCACCAAGUGAUGACCUGCCCUGACGCUAUGUAUUUCACUUUGGAUUACUUUUCGUAUACCAAGAGCACUAAAAAAGAUGUCUGGACACCUUUGGCAAAAAAGUGGGGGAUUAAUCGCGUAUUUUUGCCCCAGGGGAUCAAAUUUUCAUUCUCUUGUGACGAUAUUGGCGUCUCGUGCAAGGCAACUCACGAAUUACUCCCAAUUUGUUGCCUGGAAGAGUACGCACAUCUCUUGACAGUCCUUCAGAAGUUCUGUGGUGAAAGAAAUAUUUCAUUUGAACUCGAUUCUGGUUCUAUUCUUGGUGGUGUUAAGUUCGAUGGUCUCGAGAAAAUGGGAAAAUUAAUUCAUGGUUUCACGUACAUGGGUUUCCGUGGCUUUUACAUCGAAGUUUGGGGGAUGUGGAACACGACAAAUUGGCUGCAUCUUCCACCAGAGCUACGAAACCUUGCAUCGUUCACCAAAGCGAAUAUAAGAGGUAACUGGAUUAACACGGCAUGCAAUCCUGCUUUGUAUGUGAGGGGUCGUUAUGGAAGAGAAAUUUUGAAACAUGCUCAGUCCUGGAUAAAACAAGGACUGGGAAGUGGUUGGGGGGAAUACAAAGCUGGCACCUUCAAGCCGUGUAAUAAACCAAAGCAUCAUUCAUGCUUAGAUAAUUUGCCAGCCGAUGGUAAUAUUCCGUUCUUUGUG